Bufo gargarizans (Asiatic toad) is the source of this 912-nucleotide messenger RNA. Its product is annotated as cytochrome P450 2C31-like. Gene Ontology annotation, cellular component: cytoplasm; intracellular membrane-bounded organelle. Gene Ontology annotation, molecular function: iron ion binding; heme binding; oxidoreductase activity, acting on paired donors, with incorporation or reduction of molecular oxygen, reduced flavin or flavoprotein as one donor, and incorporation of one atom of oxygen. Lineage: Eukaryota; Metazoa; Chordata; Amphibia; Anura; Bufonidae. Gene Ontology annotation, biological process: xenobiotic metabolic process. The transcript is spliced from 6 exons. The record is from RefSeq and is a predicted model, not a curated record. Bases 1 to 912 code for a protein of 303 amino acids.
AUGCGGGCUACCAGCGUGUCAGUGCAGACUCAGGCUGGCGGAGCGGGGGAGGCGGAGGAGGCGCGGUUAGAUGACCGGCUUCUCAGCACAUUCCCAACCAUAAUGCGCUACAUUCCCGGUCCUCACCUGAACAUCUUCAAAAUUACUAGCAACCUUAAACAAAUUUUUAAUGAGAUUGCGGACACCCAUCGAGCCACCCUAGAUAAGAACUGCCCUCGCGACUUAAUAGAUUGCUUCCUCAUGAAGAUGGAAGAGGAAAAAAAGAAUCCAGACACAGAAUUUCACAAGGAGAACCUAGAAGGGAUAAUAUUCGACUUAUUCUUAGCUGGAACAGAGACUACAAGUUUGACGCUGAGAUACGGUUUCCUUAUACUCUUGAAAUAUCCUGAAAUACAAGAGAAAAUCCACAAGGAGAUUGAUAAUGUAAUCGGCAAAAAUCGCUGUCCAUCAAUAGAAGACAAGAGUAAAAUGCCGUACACAGAAGCUGUAAUCCACGAGAUCCAGAGAUUUGCAGAUAUUAUUCCUACAGGACUACCCCAUGCUGCCAGCAAAGACACAACCUUCAGAGGAUACCACAUUCCAAAGGGAACCAUGGUCUUUCCAAUCCUGACCUCUGUCCUGAAAGAUCCCAAACGAUUCAAGAAUCCAAAUGAGUUUGAUCCUGAACAUUUUCUUGAUGAGAAUGGUCACUUUAAGAAAAGUGAUGCAUUUAUGGCAUUCUCUGUCGGCAAACGUGUGUGUAUGGGAGAAGGCCUGGCUCGCAUGGAGCUCUUCCUCUUUCUAACUACCAUACUGCAAGAGUUUACCUUGGAGCCUACAACAGACAGGAAGAAUCUCAGCAUAAGACCAAUUGCCAAAAGCAAUGCUUCAACACCUCAGUCAUACCAGAUGAAGGUCGUCCCUCGUUUCUGA